UAUUCGCUAACUUGUGAAGGCAUGUCUGGGACAGCCAUGGGCAGGUAGAAAACCCAGUGGGCGGGUCUGCUAACAGUAUAUAAAGGUGAUGGUGUAAGUGAGACUAACACUUCUUGCUUCUGCAUUGGAGCUGAAGUCUGAAGCUAUCUCACAUAUUACAUUGUGUGAGAAUCAUGAUGAGGAAAAGGACACCAGUUGCAAACAUGGAUCUCAGCAAGAAGAAGUCUACUGAUGGACUUGAAGCAAAGAGUUCUACACAUAAACGAGGUGUCACAGAUUCGGCUACUGAUGGUCCAGCAAAGAGACUGAGAACAAACCCGCCAAAAGUGGAGCCCUUUUACACCCUCGGGGUCAAAGAGGAGGAGGUCGCUCAGCCGUCUACUUCCAAGGCUUCAACUGGUGUAAUAAACAAGAUAUUGUACUUCUACAGAGGGGAGUACAUUGCUGUCAGGAAUGAUGAAGGCUCAUUUUACCUUUGUGAGGCAUCUCAAAACAUCUACAACACCUCCAAGACCUUUAAGGUCCGAUGGCUGGAGAUAGAAGAUGCACCAAACAUCUACCGAAAAUCUUACUAUGACAACAUUGAGCUGGAGUCCAUCAUUACUCAUGUCAAACUUCAGCGAAUGGAAAAGGACAAGUAUGUCCUGCCACAGGCAGAAAUCCUUAAGACACAGAAGAUUCUGCGGCGGGCAAUCAUAGGGAUUGCUGAGGAUGAUGACGAUGUAGUCAUGGAUGUUAAAGAAGAAGAAGAAGAUGAGACUGUUGCUCCAAAAAAGACUCGUGUCAAGGCCAAGUUGAAGGCUAAGAAAACCAAGGCACCCAUCCGGGCUAGAUCGAAGAAAGUGGCACCCCCUGUUGUGAAAAGAGGAAAGGCAGCUGUGAAGAGGGCCAUAGCCAAAGUUACCAAGAAGGGAAAAAGUGCUGCCAAGAAAGGAAAAUCCAGCAAAGCUCCUGUAAAAAUGACAGCUGCCAUGAUAAAAGAGGAGUUGUUGAAGAAGCUUGGUAAGGGAGGACCUCUGCAGGGUCCUGAUAAAAAGUUGACCCCAAGGCCAGACAUGAAGGUGCCAGAAAGGGACCCAUCUUUUGAGGAGAGAUCCACACCACCACAUCUGCUGCCCCACAAGCAGAGUAUCAGAGCUGUCCUUCUCAAUGACAUGAAACUACUGCGAUCUCUUAUUGCAGACACAGAGAACAUUCCAACGGUAUAUGAUGCACAGAGAUCUGUUGACGUGCCGGUAGAUGCAGUAAUGUAUGCCAUCCGCAGCAGGAAUAAGGAGGCCAUCAAGUUGUUUGGAGACUACCUGAAGAAGACUCAGGAGCCUCGUUGCAGCAGACCAUACAGCCUUCUCAAACACCAGGAGACUGGCAGAUAUAACUGGUACUCCCUUGGUCAUGCUGUACGGAACAUUUCUAUGAGCAGAGGAAGUAAGGAAGGGAACAAUGCUUUCACAAAGGACAUUGAUGAUGCUAUAGACGAUUAUACUCAGACGUAUGCAAAAGAGCUUUUGAAGACAGGAGGACCAAAAGAUCUUCUAGACAUCUGCAUCACUGUAAUACCAGGCUUCAAGGAUGAACUGUUUGACAACAUCCAUCUAGCAAUCCGAGCAGGCCACAGGAAGCUAGCUGGGAAACUGAUAGAGAUGGCAGAAAAGGGAGGAGGCUAUGGCUUCAACCAGCUACAUAAGGAGGUUCUGCUGUUUGAUAAACAGGAGCUGACCACCUUCAGGGCUGUGUCUGUGAAAAAGAAGCCGUAUGGAAACCAAGUGAUAACACCUCUGCACUGUGCAGCCAUCAACCCAAACCCCAAGUACCUCCAGAAGCUGUUGGCUGUAUGUCCUGAGUUUGGCUUGACGGACAGGACUGGAAGGAAACCUAUUCAUUAUGCUGCUGCAUGUGAGGGUUCAGGACCACUGGAAUUCCUGUUGUCAAGGGGAAUGUCUGCAGAGGAUGGAGACAACCAAGCAAACACUGCCCUGGUGAUUGCAGCAGAAAAUGGACGUGCAAACAAUGUUGAUCUGAUCUUAAAGAAACUCAAAGCACAAGCUAAAGAUGCUGGAGAUGAUACAGAUGCAAAGGCAGCCUACAUCAGCCUGAUACAGCGGGCUAACAGACAGAGCUUUGCAGCUAUCCACCUGGCAGCUCAGGGGGGACAUGGGAAUGUAGCGAAGAUUCUUCACAAACAUGGAGCAAACCUGGACCAGCCCCUGAGUGCAGGCAAGAACAAGAUGACUCCCCUGAUGCUGGCUUCAGCCCAGGGACACCUGGGGACAGUGAAGGUGCUGGUGGAGAUAGGAGCAACCGUUGAGAAAAGAGACAAGCUGAAGCGUACAGCUCUGACCCAUGCUGCCAUGAAUGGUCACUACCCUGUCAUGGCCUUCCUCCUGCGGAUGGGAGCUGACCCCAACAGUGUGGACACCUCUGGGAACAGUGUGGCCCACUAUGCUGCUGGAUAUGGGUGGUGGCACUGCCUGAAGCUGCUGCUGAAGGUUGGAGCUGAUCCCAACAAGCCCAACGACUGGAAGGUAACACCUGUAGGUAUCGCAGUCCUGAAGGGAAAUGCAGACUGUGCUGACCUGCUGUUGGACCUCAAGGGUCCAGAUGGCCAGCCACUCGCUGAUGUCAACUUUAAAGAUGAAAAAGGUUUGACGUUGGUUGCAAUGCUGGCGGCCAGUCCGCUGUCCACCGGCCUGCCCCAGCAGAUCCGCUACCUGAUCAAGAGGAACGCUGACAUCACCAUCCCUGAUCUGGAGGGGUGGACGCCGCUCCACUACCUGGCCCAGAAUCCCAUUAAGGCAACAUCGUACCGGUAUAAUGUUAGAGCAGAGGUUGACAAGAGCAAAGCCGACAUGAGCCUGGAGAUUGCUAACAUUCUACUGGACAAGGGUGCAGAUCCGUCUGUCACCACAGCAAGUGGAAAGACACCCAUCAUGUUGGCUAUUGAACAGUUCAACGUGGGGUUAGUUCGUCUGUUGGUUAAGCAAGGAGGAACCAUAUCAGCAUCCAGUGCCACUGAGGACAAGGACACCACCCUUCACCUGCUGGCCAAGAACUGUAUGCUUGAGGACCUGACUGAAAUUCUCAAGAUCCUUGUUGAACAGGGUGAUGAAGUGAAGGCAGCCCUUAUAUCUCAGGCCACCCAGGUGAACAACCAGGGCUGCACACCUCUCCUCACCUGCACACAGGCUUAUGCAGAGUUUGAGUCCCGUGGAAUGAAGGACGAGGCCCAAAGGAAGGCCUAUGAAAAUGGAAGAACUAUGAUGCAGAUGCUGAUAGACCUGUGUGGAAGUGACAUCGAUGCACAGGUCCAAGGGGAGAAGUCCAAGAAAGAGAAUGAGAGUGCUGCUGCUGUGCACUUCAUGGUGAAGGCCAACGAUCCUCUUGCCAAGAUUGAUGGAGAUUGGUCAGAAGCUCCGGGGCUACAGACAUUGCUGAAGUACAAACCUAAGCUGGAUGUCGUUGACAAGAAGGGGCGGUCACCUCUAGUGAGAGCCAUCUUACAGAAGAAGACAAAGUGCAUAGAACUGUUGGUGGACUCAGGUGCAAAUAUCAACAUGAGAUCCUUAGAUAUGAAAGAGGAUGGUAUGGCCUACCCAGUACUGCUGGCCACAAGGCAGAAGCUACAGGGUGUGGUCGCCAUGUUGGCCAAGAAGGGGGCAGACAUCAACAGUGUAGAUGAGAGGGACAAGAGAACUGCCUUGCAUGUUGCCGUAUCUGGAUCCACAAUUACGGAGGUGGAAUUUGCUUUUCUGGACACACUGCUUGAUGCUGGAGCCGAUGUGGAUGCAGUGGAUGAGAAACAGAGGACCCCUCUGCACAUUGCAGUCAAUGCCAAUAGUGGGAGCACAGAUUCUACAGCUGAGGUUGAAGAAAAGUUGUUGGAAAAAGGAGCUAAACCAGACACGAGGGACAUCAGAGGCCGGAUACCUCUGCACUAUGCAUUUGUGAAGAUCAAAGA
Messenger RNA from Branchiostoma floridae (Florida lancelet), 3955 nucleotides. RefSeq names its product poly [ADP-ribose] polymerase tankyrase-like. The record is from RefSeq and is a predicted model, not a curated record. Gene Ontology annotation, molecular function: protein binding. Lineage: Eukaryota; Metazoa; Chordata; Leptocardii; Amphioxiformes; Branchiostomatidae.